AUGGACGACGCCGACGGAGAUCACAAACCCCUCAGCCUGCCCCCCGAACAGUACACAAUUGGCUGGAUUUGCGCAUUGCCGUCCGAACUACGAGCAGCACGUGCAAUGCUUGACCAAGAACAUGAAGAUCUUCCGCAUCAAUCCAAGAACGAUGACAAUAGCUAUAUUCUGGGUAGUAUCAAACAGCAUAAUAUUGCAAUGCCUGUCCUCCCGCAGUAUGGUACCAGUUCUGCAACCAGUACCGUCAAAUCCAUGAAAUCCACGUUUCCUAACUUGAGAUUUGUUCUCAUGGUAGGGAUUGGGGGUGGUAUCCCCAGCAAAACCAAUGACAUUCGCCUUGGAGAUGUUGUUGUAUCCCUACCAGACGGCCAAGGAGGAGGAGUGAUCCAGUAUGAUCUAGGAAGGGAAGUGGAUGGCGAAUUUCAUCGUGUGGGUGUGAUGAACAUGCCUCCCAAAUUGUUGUUGUCCACCGUGAACAACUUGAGAUCGGAAUCCAGCUUGGGAAAGACCCUUUCAGGAUAUGUCGAAAUCGCGGCUGGCAAGAGCGAAGAGCCUGAGGAGUGGACAUACCUUGGUACUGGACAGGAUCAACUAUUCCAACCGGACUAUCCCCAUAUCCCAGGAGAAGAUGACUGCGAAAAUUGUUGCGACAAUGCAAAACCUGAGAACCUAGUCAAUCGGAGACCUCGGAAGGCAACGUGCCCCAGACUCCAUUACGGCAAUAUUGGCUCCGGGAACACGGUUAUGAAGACAGCGCUGAAGCGUGACCUGAUCGCGAAGAAGGAGAAUAUCAUUUGCUUCGACAUGGAAGCAGCCGGACUCAUGAACGAGUUUCCUUGCCUGGUCAUUCGGGGGAUUAGCGACUAUGCGGACUCGCACAAGAACGGGAAAUGGCAACCAUAUGCAGCGGUCGCCGCUGCAGCAUACGCGCGGAGGCUCUUGUUGAAGAUUUCGCCCCAAGCCGUUGAACAGCAGAAAACCAUUGAGGGUGAGUAA
This is a messenger RNA of Ilyonectria robusta, 996 nucleotides long. RefSeq names its product nucleoside phosphorylase domain-containing protein. Bases 1 to 996 code for a protein of 331 amino acids. Lineage: Eukaryota; Fungi; Ascomycota; Sordariomycetes; Hypocreales; Nectriaceae. Gene Ontology annotation, molecular function: catalytic activity. Gene Ontology annotation, biological process: nucleoside metabolic process. The transcript has a single exon. The record is from RefSeq and is a predicted model, not a curated record.